Molecule: messenger RNA, 7088 nt
Organism: Acanthoscelides obtectus
Lineage: Eukaryota; Metazoa; Arthropoda; Insecta; Coleoptera; Chrysomelidae
Source: the annotation of a GenBank genome assembly
GUUUGGUUCUGUCAUAUGUCAACAAAGCGGAAAGGCGGGAAUCAAAGGAAAACAAAGUAAAUUUAAUAGAAAUUUUCUUUGUAGGGGCUUAAUACAACAAAGGCAAACCAAUAUUUAUUGUAGAAAUUAUAUAGUGCUAUAUUUAGGCUCCAUUAUUGAUUCAAACGAAAAUUUAUUGGACGUUUAGCUUGUGUUUUGACAACUAAAUUGUAGGUUAAGUGAUAGUCACGAAGACGCAAUGAAUGGUGGCAAAAAAAUUCGCCUGUACCUUCAAGCAAAAAAACUCCCGCUAAUUUUAUUAUAUUUGGGUUCACUUUGAAUCAAAUUGCGAGGUUCGGAUGGUACUUCCCGCCUUUAUCAGUAGACAGGCUUUUUUCCCAAUUUGUGAGUUGUAUUCCCGCGUUUUGCCAUAGUAGGCGUUGUCGUGUGAAAGUGUACUGAAUUUUCUCGAGAUAGAGCCUCUUGUGUCCCGUGAAUUGGAAAAGCCGUCGUGAAAAUGGUGCACUCGGAAGAAGCUGAGGAACAGCUUCACAAGAAGCUAUUGGAAAUCAGCAACAAACUGAAUCUGGAUCAGAAAACCACAAAGGCUACUUGGGAAAACUUUUACAAGAUAAAUAAAAACUUUGUCUUGGAGGGUGAUCCAUUACACUGGAUAGGCUGUGCAAUAUAUGUAGCAUCACAGACUGUUGAAACACCAACAUCGCUGUCCACAUCAGCAUCAACAGUCAAAAGCCAUGGGAUCAAUAUCACAAGCUUGCUGAGACACAGCAACCUCAGUUUUGUCCAAUUUUUCUCAAACAUGCUGAAAUGGGCGGAUAUGGCAAGGAUGCCUGAAGAAUUCACAAACAAGAUCAUAUCCAUGAAAAAUACUUUCGGGGUAUCUCAUAACACUUUUAAAGAAUAUUACCCAUUAUUUUGUAGAAUGUUUGUGCCACCUAGCAUUCAGGAAUUUGAACAAAAGCAACCUAGAAAUAGGAAACAAAACUUCUGUUACAAACCAGUGCAAUGCAACUCUUCCAAAAUAUUUGAAUUCACCUGGAACCUAUUCAUCAUGCUAAAAAUGGAAAACUCGCAGUACAGCACAGACCUUGUAAAAUCAUAUCACCUGCUGCACUGCUGUCUGGACCUGGUAUUCAAAAACGCCUUUCUGGCGGAGCGCCGAGACUUGAUCAAUCCCAACUUCGAAUGUUUACCUCCGGACUGGAACAGUCCGCUCUUUCGACUACCGGAAGAAGUUCCUUGCACGAUUCCCUUCAUGUGCAAAUGCUCCACGACAUUGACAGAUGCCAUGCACAUGAAAACGUACACCAUGAAGUCCUUAAUGUCUACGUUGGUGAAGAUCAAGGUUCUACAAGUGGAGUCAAGCGAUUUUGCUGGAUUGUUAAACGGGGAUGUGUUUGACAUGAAUUUUAAGAAUUUGACUAAUGCUUACGAGUCGCACUUGAUGAACAAAGGAUGUAUAGAUGAAAGGAUAUUCUUAGCUGAAUAUAGAAGGCAACUGAUAGAGCAACAAAAUUUGAAUAUUUUAAAUAUAAAAGCAUCUCCGUAUGUGGCAGGUGAAAACCCCUCAAUGGAUUCUCCAAGGGCUGUUGCACCUCGUGGGUCAGACUCCGCUUUAAUAAACAGAGGAUUUUCGGGGCCUCGAGAAGGUGACACCUCUCCGUUAUCGACAGACAGAAUCACAACUCAAAGGAUCACUAGACUACAUAAUCUGAUAAACAAUCGUUCCCCUGCUCCCAGUGAGACGUUGAUGCAAUUAUUUGAGUCCUGCGAUACAGAUCCUCUUCCCAAAAUACAAAAUAUCCUGAAAACUAUGGGCGACACGUUUAUAAACGCGUACUCCCAAAUGUGUGGGGAGGACGAAGCAAGAAAUAGGCUACAAAUUGCCACUACAUUGUUUUAUAAAUUCAUAGAGGUUAUUUUGAAAAAUGAACAGUCUAUAAGAAAGGACAUAUCAGGUUUGGUAGAAAAAGAUCUCUUUUAUCAGUGCAUGUUCACUUGCUCUCUACAAGUGAUCCUGUUUUCUUACGGAAGCCCGUACGAAUUCCCGUGGAUUCUGGAUAUCCUUGACGUGCAACCGAUACAUUUUGUCAAAGUUAUAGAACUUAUUGUCAGAUCGAAGGAACCGCUGUCUAGAGAGUUGAUUCAACAUUUGAAUAGGAUUGAAGAAACGGUGAUUGAAAGCUUGGCGUGGAGAUCUGAAAGUCAGUUGUGGGAUGCUGUGACUGCGUCAGGUCAAGGGGUUCCAAAAUUUGAAGAUACCGCUUUGCCGGGCCAUCUCAUGUACAAUGAGAAGAGCAACAAAGCUGCUCAAAAUUCGGAAUCUCCUAAUAACAGUAUGCAAUCACCAAGCCCUUCUGCUACUGACUGUUUUCAGUCUCCAAUUAACAGCAAGGCUAGUCGAGAGCUGUUUUCUAGUGAUUUGAUGCAAAAAACAACUCAUAUAUUGAUUCAGGAUAAAGAUGGCGGCAAUAAGUUGAUUCCAGUGGUUGAUAGUGAGAAGAAUUCUGUACAGAAUAGUGUAAAUAGUGAGACUGCAAAAACACCUUCAGCGACCUCAAGUCCAGCUACGCCAUCAGCUGUACCAAGAAGGACUGGAAGUUUGUCGAUAAUUUUCAGAAAGUUUUACAACUUGGCGGGAGUACGUAUGGAGCAUCUCUGCUCGAAACUGAGCCUGGCCGAUACGGAACUGAAGCAAAAAAUAUGGACCGUGUUCGAGGAUUCCAUACGAAACAGUGAUCUCAUUAAGGAUAGGCACUUGGACCAACUGUUGAUGUGCGCGAUCUACAUGAUUUGCCGCAUCACCAAGAUAUCUGUCAAAUUUCAAGAUAUCAUGAAGUUCUACAGGGAGCAGCCGCAGUGCUCUAGCAAAGUGUACAGAAGUGUGUUGUUCAAAAGAGCUUAUGUGCAGGAAGAUGGCACAGUAGUUCCAGAAGUAAGAAAUGAUCUCAUUAAUUUUUAUAAUUCCGUUUACGUGGAUGUUAUGCAGAAGUUUGCUGUAAAAUUCAGAAAUUCAUCACAGAAUAAUUUGUUGCUGAGCCCAUUACCGGCGAUAAAAAGAGAUCUGGUAUCGGCCAGCAUUCAAGUGGUAGGAAACGUGUUCGUGAAACCUUUGGAGAGCCCAUCCACUGGCUCAGGUCAAUGCGUCAACUAUUUCUUCAGCAGAAGUCCAUCAAAGGACUUGAAGGAUAUCAACAGGCUGGUGAACAACACUCGAGUGACAGGUAAACGUCUGCUCGUGGAUUGCGACUCUGAUAUCCCCGCAAACAAACGCAUAUCCAAUCGAAAACUACAGUCUUUAGUCGAAGAGAGGCGAAGUCAGAAUUCGGAAUAACUUUUUAAAAAACUGAUCCUAUUUUUAGUUUAGUGAUUGGACCCUCCUUCGUCGCACUGUAAAUAUCGAGAUAGAUGAAUUGCGGGUGUAGUGAUAUUUAUUCGAAACAUGCUGAUUGAUCCAUGAAAAUUAUCAUUGAAACAAUAUCCACAACUAUUGAUUUACAAUACAGGCAACCUAAUGCUAUAUUCCGGCGUUAAAAAAAAUUAUCUGAGAUACUGUAGAAUCACCUACGACCAUACAGUUCUCCAUCCGCCAAAACCAGCUCUGCCAAGUUUCACCAGGUCAUCAUCGCUAGAAAACCGUUUUCCUGUAGUGGUCAAACACUCGGUGCAGGCUUUGACGUGGUGAACUGGGGCGUGGUCAUGGUGGAGGUACCAAGUGUCAUAGCUCUAUGACUUUAGGCAGGCACUGUUCCAUAUACCACUUAGCUGUGACUGUCUUCUGUGUGUCCAAAACAACACGCUCCACAAUGUGUAGUAGGUAACCUUUUCAAAGUAUACACAUAUACAGGGUGUCCGCAAAGUUUGUGUUUUCCUUUUCAGAAACAACUACCUUUGAAAUAACAAAGGUAAUGUGUAGUGAAACGAGGGCGACCAAGUAAAAAAAAUAAAGGAAAAAGUACUCACUCUGUAAACUAUUCCAGGUGUUGAAUAUGCGGUUGGGAAGAAACCACUGUCGGACUGUUGUUUUAAAUGGCUCCUUAUGCAGUAUAUGGCACUAAGAAAAAUUGCGUAUGUUUUCAAGAUCUACACGUCGUGUAAAGGAAAACCCCAACUUUGCGGACACCCUGUAUUUAAUAGAGAAACAGCUAUGAAAACUUGUCAUAGAUGGCGCUGAGGUAUCUAAUUUUUUGUGCGGAAAUAAAGCAUCAAGUUGCGUAAAUCCAACAUGCCACAACAUUACGCUUAACGCUUUUUUAUAUUCUGACUGCAAAGUGAUCGAUUUUCUUUGUACUUUCAUGAAGGAUGCAGGGGCAAGUGAGACGAUAGUAAAGUUGCACACUUAUAAAACUAUACUGCAUCGUCAGACUCUGUGCGAAAGUGCGGAAUAUAGAAUUUUUCUUAAACAUAGAACACAAGUUUAAGAGGUGAUUGUUUGGACUAUUCUAAAAAUAUUUGGCACUUGCACCAUAUGUAUUUAUUUCUAGAAAAUCGUUGAUCACAAAUUUCAGUCACCCAAGCAGUGUUCUCUUGCUUUUUAUGUCGGUUGAUGAUUAAGUAUUUUUCGCGAGUAUCCAUUACGUGAAACAUGACAGCUGAUGAUCUAGUAACAUUUCAAAAUACCCCAUAUCAACGAGUGACACACAACUUUGUCGGAUCUGUCAAUACUUCAUCUACAGACAGAGUUGUAUUUAGUCGAAUCAUAUUAGCAAAUUUCCCCGUAAUAAUUGUAAAGUCUGCUUUUAUCGGUGCUUGUUCAAGGUGGUACUUAAAACAUCGACGCAUAAAAUGGGUACACCCAUUUUGGGAGAAUUUUUGAUUUGACAACAGAGAAUGAGAAAACGUGUCUUUUGGGAUUCAAUCGAAAGUGAUGACAGGAACGAAAAAACUUUUCAUAUAAGAUUUUUAGAUAUUUGUGAGACCUACAAAAUAAGACCUCACGUAGAAAGAUCCGACUAAUAGCAAAAAUGUUAUGGCCGAAAAACGAGGCAAAAUGCAGGUUUUGGCACUUGUUGGUAAUGCGACGAAUAUUUCACGCAACUACUUGAAAUUCUUCAAACCCGUAGGAUUCAUACUUCAAUAACAAAACUGGAUUAUAUUGGUCAAGUAGUUUUUUUAGAGUCUCUAAUUGUUUAUCCCAAAACACCUGUUUUCCAGCCAUCAGUACUAGUUUAUUAAGCAAUAUACACGUGUUUACCUUGCCGAUAUGAAUCACAAACCAUUCCGAAAGAUAAAUGGUAUUUUUAUGCGAAAAACAAAGAGGUUACGUUUUUUUUUCAUCUAAACAUUUCGUGUUUGUGAGUAAUUGAACAAAUGCGCUAAGAUGUGUCCUUCAUCUUUUGUCGCGAAUUACUCACGAAUACGAAAUGUUUGAGUUUGUUUAGAAGGAAAAACGCAACGCAUCCUUUUUUGCAUAAAAAUAACAUUUACCUUCCGGAAUGGUUCGCGAUUAAUAUCGGCAAAGUAAACUAGUGUAUUUUUCUAUAAAGUGCCCUUUGAACUAACCCUGUAUACUCAAUAAACUAGUAGUGAUGGCCAGAAAACAGGUGUUUUGAGAUAAACAAUCAGAAAUUCUCAAAAACUACUUGAUCAAUCUACUCCAAUUUUGUUGUGGUUAUUGAGAAGUACAAAUGCUACGAAUUUGAAGAAUUUCAAAUAUCUGCGAGAAGCCAUCGUCGCAUUACCAACAAGUGCCAAAACCUGCACCUUGCCUCAGUUUUAUAAAUACCUAAGAAUCUUAUAUGAAGAGUUUUUUCGUUGCUGCCAACAUUUUCGAUUGAAUCUCAAAAAAAAACCCGUUUUUUGUUGAAUAAAAAGUUUUCCCACAAAAAUUGGUGUACCCAUUUUAAUAAUAAAUAUCCUUUAUUUCAAAAUAACAGUGCGCAAUUACAACGUAAUGUCCGCUGUCAGGCGAAAUAUACGACACAAAAUGCCAUAAUAGCAAACAAAUGCAAGAAACAAAAAUAGUGUCUAAAUAUUACAAUAUCACACAAUGUUUGUUUCACAUUUCUAGAUAUUCAUCGAGCCCAUAUGGCUCUAGAUUUAUUAGUAACUUGUGAAUACAUUUCUGAAACUCUUUUAUAUUCGACAACUUUUUAACUUCCUGGAGUAACUUAUUGUAAAGCUUUGCACAUCUGUAAAGUACGUUUUUUUCGGUAACAGUUAGAUGAUGAAUUGGGCACAAAAGAGUUAUAUCUCUGUUCGUUGUAUUGUAAUUGCCUGGGAUUCUUAUAAAGUACCCAAUAUUUUUAAAUGUAAAAAUCAAUAUUUCCUGAAUAUAUAUUGCCAUUUUAUUCACUUUAAAUUUUCCUCUACAUGUUUCUCUACGCGGAUUUUUUAACAUGCAUCUCACUGCUCGUUUCUGUACCCGAAAGAGCCUGCGUCCGUUUUGAAUACCCCCUUGAACAACUUGCAGCAAUAAAACCAGACUUUACAAUUAUUUCGCAAACCAGGGGUAUUUUCGUCUAAUAAGAUCAGGCUAAUGGAUUAAUACUUCCUAAUAAUGCUUGUAUUUAGAAAAGUACCUUCACACAGAGGAAAAAAAACGCUACAAACAAAACGGCUGCUAAUGAUCGUGACCGUAUUUCAGGUCAGAUAGGAAUAAAGCAACAGUUUUUGACUACCUUUGGUAUGAACAGUUCUCUGCUUAUGAUUACGUAUACUUUAAUGUCACUUACUGAUCAGCUGUUCGCCUUAGUAGACGUCAAAACGUAAUCGAUACUCGUGAAAAUGACCAUAUGAUUUCAGUUGCGCGAUUUACCAGGUUUUGGUAGUAAUAUAGUGAUUGUAUCAAGUAAUUCUUUUAAUAUCAUAUUGGAGAUUCAUAUCUAUUUUUGCAAUUUAGUAUCAGAGAAAUAUAGAUAUAUAGAUAUUGAUAUUAGCUUUUAUACGGCUCGGUUUAGUAGGCGGAUUCUUAUUAAUUUUGUCAGGAGAUACCUGAAAAAAUGUUUGUUUAUAUCAUAUUAGGAAAGAAUCCGUCAAUUGUUUUUUACUAUUGUGAUUAGUGAUCAAUAUAAAGGUAAAUUAUUGUUUGAUUUUUGAUGUUAUAUAAAACGAUCGCAGUGUAUUAUUAUGAACUGAUAAUAAACAAU